Paramecium tetraurelia is the source of this 2682-nucleotide messenger RNA. RefSeq lists its product as uncharacterized. The record is from RefSeq and is a predicted model, not a curated record. The transcript has 3 exons. NCBI's taxonomy places the organism in Eukaryota, Ciliophora, Oligohymenophorea, Peniculida, Parameciidae.
AUGGCAAUAGCAUUCAAAAGAUCAUCGUUAUCCUAAAAAGAAUAAGAAGCAAAAAACAGAUUUUAUGGAUUACCGCCAUAAUAAUCAUCUCCACCUACAAAGGACAAACCUUAGAAGGAAUAAAAGAGGCCAUCUCAAUCCAAUUAAUAAUAGUUACAAAUUCCAUAGUAAUAAUAAAAGGAUGGAUUCGAGACUGCUUACAAUGCACCAUCUAAUGAAUAAAUAGAUUAAUUCUAUAAAAAUUUGGAGAAUGAUUUUAAAUAAGUAGCUUAAAAGCAAGUAACUAUGGGAAUGCUGGUCAGUUAACAAGAGUUGAUGAAAUAAUAAUAGGAAAUCCUAAUGCGUAAUCAAUAGCAAAUGCAAUAAUUUACGUAGUAAAAUAAUACAAAUAGUAAUAAUAACAAGCAGAAUUCAAACAAUUAAGGUGAGUAACAAAUGAUGAUGAAUCUCCUAACACCAAUAAAUCAAUAAUUACAAGAGAUCAAACAACUAUAUCAACAGACAUAGCAAUCUUAAACAGAAAUUAGAUAACAAUUGCAAUAGUAAAACAGCAACAUUAAUUUUUAAUAAUAUGAUUCACAAAAUAACCAACUCAAAUAACUCUUAGAUACUACUCAACACAAUUUAUAAUUCUUGAGACCAGAGAACUUAUAGACACUAUAAAACUUUACUAACUUUAAUUUAUAGUUAUAUUAGGAUACAAUUAAUAAUUUGUAAAAUUAAAUUUAUGCCUUGUAAAACGAAGCAGCAACAAGUGAACAAGAAUUACAUGUAAAAUACAAAUAAUUAAAUGAUGCACAUAUGGUUAGGAAAAUUUAAAAGGUGUCCUAAUAUGAAGAAGAAACAAUCCAAUAAUUGGAGAAACAAAUUAAUUCUAUCAAUUAUGAAAAAUCUUAACAAUACAUCAACCAAAAGUUAGGAGGAUUCUUUGAUUAUGAGUAAUUCUCUUAAGAUAUAUCCGAUUUAACUGCUGAAGCAUCUAUUGUGUACUCCUCAUUCAUUGACAAGGGAUUAGAUUAUGAAAUGUAUAUUCCAGAAUAUUAAUUUGAUUCUUCAGAUAUUGAGGCCCUCAACAAUAAACCAAGUUCUAUUCUUGAUGAAAUGAAAGCAGCCUUAGGAAUCACUAAUAAACCACCUCCACCUAAACCAAAAUAAGUUUAAUAAGCCCCUGUAGUUUAACCUAUUCAACCUUUAGGAGAAAUGUAAAAAAAGACACUCAAACCUAAUCAUUUAGUUAAUCUACCUACCAAACCAAUUGAACCUCCAAAAGAUAUAAAAUUUGAAAAAUAACAAACUCCUCAGGAUUACAAGCCUAUAUUCAAAGAACCUCCAAAAUAAUAAUAGCAAUCUGGUUAGAAAAGUCAGAAAUAAAAACCUUUCAAUAUGGAGAAAGCAGAAUUCAGAUAAAAACCUAAAUAGGUUGAGGAUGAAUCCAAGAAGUAUGGAGUAAUUGAGUAUUUGCAAAAUGACUAAUCCUUUGAAGAACCAAAAUAUUAGAUUUCUUACAAAAAGAAGGACAAUCAAGAGAUUAACAAUAACUAUGAUAAUAAAACGAGACAAAAAUAAAAUUAAUAAUUAAUAUCUCCAUUAAAAUAACAAGUAGAAGAAGCAGAAAGGAUUCAGGAAAAUAAUGUUUAUAUAAAUAAACCUCAAGACUACAAGGAUGUUUACAAUUAUCAAGAAGUUAAAUACAAUUACUAAGAACAAGUAAAUGAUCCUAAAUUUAUUAAUUACGACGAUUUAAUCUAUGAAGUUCAAUAAACAAACAAUUUUACUUCUUAGGAAUAAAAAAGUGGAGCAUUAUUGGAAAGACUAGGAAUGAAAUAAGAAAAUCCAAAAAAUGAAUUUGAAUUGAUAGAGCUCUUAUCUAGAGACAUUGUUAAGGAUAAAUUAGUUUAACAAAAAUAACUAAAUGUCCAAGCACAAGAUAUGAUCAAUAAGGAUAAGAUCUUAAAGAAUCAAUCUAUUCAAAUCUAGCCGGAUUAACCCAAUUUGUAAGAUCAAAUAGCUAUGGGAGCACAAGCAUUUUUCUAAGGUCUUUUGACUGCUUUCAACUAGACCUUAAAUUAAGUUAAUGAUGGGAUUUCAGGAAAUGCUGCCUAAUAAGCAAGGUAACUGAUUAAGAUCUAGUAACAACUUGAAUCAAGCGAAUACACAGAUACUGAAGAAGAAGAAGCAAGAUAAAAUUAGGAAUACCAUUAAAAACAAGAGAAAUUAUUAGAUAAUCAAAUCUCAGGAUCCAAAUAGAAACCAAACAGACCAGCUCCCUUUUAAAAUACUUAAGUCUUACAAUAGUAUACUUUUGCAUCGACUUUCUCAUAAUAAUAAUAAUAAUAAUAAUAAUAACAAUAAACUCAAUAGCAAUUUCAGCAACCAAAGGAAGGAGGACAAAAAGGUGUGAAUGAUAUGAAAAAUUAUUUGAAUCAAUUCGCUUUAAGUGAUAACUCCCAAGUGUCUCAAAAUAAAAGUGGAACAUCCUAUGCUGGAAGUAUAUUUAGACUAGAUGACUCAUAUGGUCAUAAGAGUGAGGGAUAAGUAUCUAUAAAUGAAGGCAAAGGCAAUAAGGUAAUACAGUAAUUGAAUAUGUAGUAGAGAGGUUAAGUUACUAAAGAUAUCUUCAAAGACCUAAACUAAGAUCUGUCUGAUAGCGAUGUUCCGUAACACAGAUAAAAGUUUUAAUGA